GAUUCUGUUAAUAAAACAGUUCUGUGUUCAACUUCGAGUCGGAUCGAUGUAUUUGCUUAGUGGUGAUAAUAAUGUUAUUAUUUGGAAGAGUACGAUGCAUCGCGAUUGGAGUUCUGCUCUUUUUCAUGUUUGAGACCAUUGCUGCCCAAAGGUAUUUCACUGAUACCCCUCCUGAUGGAUUAUAUCAACGUAAUACGAUGGCAGAUUGCCCAAUGCGCUUCCACAAUGACACUGAUAGGUUUAAUGUCCUUUUUGCGUUUGGAGGAGAACGAGCUUUCAGGGGCGAAUUUCAACACAUGGUUGCCAUUGGGUGGACUAUCGAUGAUAAGAUAAAAUACUUAUGCGGAGGAACAUUGAUUACCCAGAGAUUUGUUUUAACAGCCGCUCACUGUGCAAUCAACGGAUAUGGGACAGCACCAGAUACAGUUCGACUAGGCGAUACAGACACGGGCAGCACGGAGGACGAUGAGUUUGCUCAACAGAUACCAAUUCGAGAUAUUCGCGUACACCCAAAGUACCGACCGAGUAAAAAGUAUUUUGACAUUGCACUGAUUGAACUGGAAAAGGAUGCUAACCUAACCGAUGCUGUCUGCCCUGCAUGUCUUUGGCUGGAGAAGGACGUUCCGGAGGAAACACUAAGUGCCGUCGGAUUCGGGACAACGGGUUUCGCAGAAGAUUUGAGCCCAACCUUGCAAAAAGUUAAAUUAUCCCAUAUCAAUUUAACUGAAUGCAUGCAACGAAUACCAUUUGAUAAACGGUCGCUGCCUAACGGUCUUGUUCAUGAGCAGUUUUGUGCCGGAAGCGAAACCAUGGACACGUGUGAGGGAGAUUCAGGCGGUCCAAUUCAGACAGAGCGGUCUGAUAUAAACGGAGCAUGGAUUCCAUUGCUAGUCGGAAUUGUUUCAUUCGGGACGCCCUGUACGGAAGGUUCGACAGGUGUUUACACGAGAGUCUCAUCAUAUCUGGAAUGGAUAGAGCAAGAGAUAAAACGACCCAUGAACUAUGCGGCUUGCACCCGUACCGUUUUCUGUAGCAAUAGAAGAAAAGCAAUGAGCAAAUUUCGCGUUCCUCCAUCGGCGCCCUUCCAUCGAUUAGGCCUUCUUUGGAAUCACACUGACCAGAACUCGUAUAACUGUGGAGCUACUCUCAUCGAUUACAACUUUGCCAUAACUUCAGCAUUCUGUGCCAGAGAAAAACAAAGUGCCCCAAGGUACAUUAUAGUGCAGUAUGUGAACGAAAUUGUUUCCAUCGAGAGUAUCUACAUUCAUCCAGACUAUAGUAAGAAUAGGCCGGAAAACGACAUUGCUCUACUUAAAUUGAGCAAGUAUUUAAAGUAUGACACGGAUUUACGUCCAGCUUGUCUCUGGCGAGAAGAAGAAAUACGUGAUCAAUUUGGAAAAAUGUACUACUCUACAUAUAGUAGUAUGUUUUCAGAUAUAGACAGUUUCCAACAAGACAACUAUCAACAGUACGGUUUAGAAACCAGUAUUGGUAGUAAUGGAAGGUGCUCGAACCCAAGUUAUCAACGUAAGAAUUUAUUAUGUGCAGAUAACAAGAUACCUCUUGUUCCCAGAGUUUGCAAGAUGGAUUACGGUGGUCCAGUGUCAAACAUUGCCUACUAUCAAUAUUUACCGUAUCUGUUUGGAGUGGUCUCCAGAUUGAGCGCAGGAUGCGAGGCUGAUUUAGUUGGAACUCGGAUAUACCCUCAUGUGAAAUGGAUCGAGAAAAUUGUAUUGGAAGAAAACCAUGAUCGGUUGAUAUUUUCACCAUAGAUUAAUGUUUCAAAAGAGAAAGAGAGUAUUCGAAUAUCGAUAACAGUUAGAGUUCUCUAAACGAUCAAAAAUACGAUGUUAAAGGAAUAAUAAUAAAAGUUUUUUAUUUGCAAAUGAUGUAUGCAUGGUCAUGAAAUAAUUAAAGUUGAAAUUCAAGUACUAGAA
Molecule: messenger RNA, 1937 nt
Organism: Topomyia yanbarensis
Lineage: Eukaryota; Metazoa; Arthropoda; Insecta; Diptera; Culicidae
Product: serine protease 53-like
Exons: 7
Coding region: 72-1772 (566 amino acids)
Biological process (GO): proteolysis
Molecular function (GO): serine-type endopeptidase activity
Source: RefSeq, a predicted model, not a curated record